AUGGCGCCUUCUACCUCGAACCUCACCCGACCACUAGUGCUUGAUAACGCCUGUGAAGGCGUUGGGUACACACCGCUUUGCCGAUUGGACCGAUUGGCAAAGGCUCAUGGAAUUAAGAGCAAUCUCUUCGGCAAGGUUGAAUUCAUGUCAGUUGGGGGGUCUGUAAAGGAUAGGAUCGCAAAGCGUAUGGUAGAACAGGCUGAGAAAGACGGUGUGCUCAUCCCUGGGAAGAGCGUGGUGAUUGAGCCCACCAGCGGAAACACCGGCAUCGGUCUUGCGUUGGCAUGUGCCGUACAUGGGUACCCACUCAUCAUUACGCUUCCUGAGAAGAUGUCUUUGGAGAAGGAACUUACCAUGCGGGCCCUCGGCGCCGAGAUUGUUCGGACACCUACCGCUGCGGCGUCUAGCAGCCCUCUAUCCAAUUUGGGCGUCGCCAAGCGAUUGAAGGACGCAAUUCCGAAUGCUGUUAUCUUGAAUCAAUACACUAACCCCAACAAUCCUCUCGCCCACGAACUGGGUACUGGUCCUGAAAUUAUUGCUGCUAUCGAAUCUCUCCCCGGAAAUCAAAAUGUUGACGUUUUUAUUGCGGGCGCGGGCACGGGUGGCACUAUUUCCGGAACCGCCAGGGCUCUUAAGAAGUAUAACAAAGACUGCACGGUGGUUGGCGUGGAUCCGCGUGGCAGUAUUCUUGCUCUUCCUGAAUCCUUAAAUAAGUUGAAGGAGGGAGAGGACCUAUCGUAUCAAAUUGAGGGAAUCGGGUAUGAUUUUAUACCGGAUGUUCUAUCCCGGGAACCUGGAUUGAUCGACCAGUGGGUCAAGGUCCAGGAUGAAGAUGCUUUCAAGCUAGUCCGAGACGUCAUGAGACGAGAAGCAUUAUUAAUUGGUGGUAGCAGUGGCUCUGCCAUUGCUGGAGCACUCCGAUGGUUAAAAGCAUCUCCAGAGCGGGAUGUUGAGGGUCAAAAUGUUAUCAUUAUGCUACCUGAUGGACUCCGAAACUACAUGAGCAAACCUUGGUUCGCCGAAGGGCUUGUAGGGCGUGAGCUAGGGGCGGAUCUAUCUCCAGAGGUCACCUCAAGAAUCCACAAGGUACUCGCAGAUAACUACAAAUAUUCACUCUCAGGAAACGACGAAGCCCCCACAAAUGACAAGGUUGAGGUAGCCGUGGCCGCUCUGGCCGAGACGAUGAAGGACAUUGCUGUUGGCACCAGGGGUGUGAAUGGCGUUGGCAAAGCUGCUGCUUAG
This is a messenger RNA of Rhizoctonia solani, 1242 nucleotides long. RefSeq names its product cysteine synthase. The coding region runs from base 1 to 1242 and encodes 413 amino acids. NCBI's taxonomy places the organism in Eukaryota, Fungi, Basidiomycota, Agaricomycetes, Cantharellales, Ceratobasidiaceae. The record is from RefSeq and is a predicted model, not a curated record. Gene Ontology annotation, molecular function: cystathionine beta-synthase activity; cysteine synthase activity. Gene Ontology annotation, cellular component: cytoplasm. The transcript is spliced from 6 exons.